This is a messenger RNA of Catharus ustulatus (Swainson's thrush), 9851 nucleotides long. RefSeq names its product cytochrome P450 4V2. Lineage: Eukaryota; Metazoa; Chordata; Aves; Passeriformes; Turdidae. The transcript has 11 exons. Bases 7576 to 9162 code for a protein of 528 amino acids. Gene Ontology annotation, molecular function: oxidoreductase activity, acting on paired donors, with incorporation or reduction of molecular oxygen; iron ion binding; heme binding. The record is from RefSeq and is a predicted model, not a curated record.
UCAGUGCAGCUUGUAAUUGUGAAAUUACUGUACUUCCUCUUUAACUGCUGUUUUAACAUUUCUUCAUUUCUCAUUCUGAUUAUUAUUCUAUUAAUAUAAUAUUUGAUCUCUUACAAAUGCUAUCUGUAUCAACCUUUUCUUCUCCUUUUAAUUCUUUUGGAAUCUCAUUUCAAUCAUCUAAUCAUCUUCUAAUCAUCAGUAACUAUGGGAACUGCUGAGAUAAACUUUGUUUACGGCAAGUAAUAUUUUCCCUGCCAAGCCAAACAUACCAAACAUAUUUGUAGAUGAUGAGGAAUUGAACCAACAUGCUGAAAAAUUGUAAGACAAUUCCUACUUUUUGAGAUUUCUUGUACAAAUGAACAGAAGAGCAGAACAACAAGCAUCUACUUCUGCAGCUGAAAAAGAAAGAUUUGCUAAUUACUGGAGCAACAAUGGAUUGCUGUCAGGUAGCAAAAGAGAGGAAGGGGGAUGUUUGUUCUCUAUGAGAAGCGUUUUAACACUUCUCCCUUUUAGUCAGUUUUUGGGCACCUGACAAUCACUGGUCAUCUUGCAUCCUGGUAAUCAUUAUAGACUCAUUCCAGGUUGGAAGGAACCUCAAGGAUCAUCUAGUUCAAUCUUUGCUGGCAAAAGCACAGUCUGGAUGAGAUGGCCCAUCACUCUGUCCAGCUGAAUCUUAAGUGUCCAAUGUUGGGGAAUCCACCACUUCCCACAUAAUGGAGAGAUUAUUCCAAUGGCUGAUUAUUCUCAUUUUCCUCUUGUGUUCAGUUGGAAUCUUCCCAGGUGUAACUUGUACACAUCACUCCUCACUUUUCCAUAAGACUCCUUAUGCACAGGGAAUCUCCAGUUUCUUAGUAACCAACCUUUAAAUAUAGGAACAUGGUGAUAAGGUGGACCUAAGCUGCUUUUCUCCAAGCUGGAUAAAUCCAGUUUUCUCAGCCUUUCCUCACAUGACAGGCUACCCAGUAAUUUGGCCAUCUUUGUUGCCCUUUACUACACCUUCUCCACUCUGUCCACAUCUUUCCUGUAUAGCAGGAACCACAACUGAACACAAUAUUCCAGGUGUGGCCUGACCAGAACUGAGUAGAGUGGGAUAGUUUAUCUCUCCUGGUGUUGAUGCAGCCAAGUCUUGUAUUGACUUUCUUUGCUGCAGUAGCAAACUGUUCAUUCAGACUGAGCUGAGCUGCUUGUGCACCAGGACCCCCAGGUUCCUUUCCAUAGAGCUGCUCCCUAGCCAGGUAAAUCCCCAGCCUGUGCUGCUCUCCUGGAUUAUGUUUUUCCAUGUGCAGGACUUUAUAUUUGCCCUUAUUGGCCUUCAUAAGAUUCUUGUUAGCCUAGUUUUUCAGCCUCUCCAGGUCUUCCUGCAAGGUGGCUCUCCCUUCCAAAGUGUCCACUGGCUCACUCAAUUUGGUGUCACUGACAAACUUCAUCCAGGUACACUUGAUGCCAUAAUCCAAACCACUGAUGAAGAUACUAGGCAGCGUUGAGCCCAGUGUUGUUCCCUGAGGGACUCCACUUGUGACAGGUGCCAGGGUGAAAGGGAGCAAUUUACCAGAACCCUCCAGGUAUGGGCAGUCAGCCCAUUCUCCACCCACCACAUGGAUCACACAUCCACACCAUCACACACACAUUUCUGUAGGUGGAGGCCGUGGGAAAUCAUAUCAAAAGCCUUGGAGAUAUCCAGGUAGACAAUAUUCACCGCUGGCCCCACAUCAACCAAGCAGGUUCAUCUGUUGUAAGAGACAAUCAGGUUUGUCAAGCAUGAUUUGUACUUGGUCAGUCUGUGCUGGCGUUUCCUAAUCAUGGGCUUCUCCUUGUAACAGCCAGGAAAAUUUGUUCCAUAGGUUUCCCAGGGACUGGAGUGAGAUGGAUGGGCCUAUAAUUUUCUGGAUCCUCUCUGAAGUCCUUUGUUUAGAUAGGAGUGACAUUAGCCUUCUUUUAGUCUUCUUGGAUGUCCCCCAAAUUCCACAACUCGAAGAUUAUGGAGAGUGACCUAGCAGCUAUAUCAGCCAGCUUUGUUUGGUUGGAUACUGUCAGAGCGCAUCAAUGUGUAGAGGCCAAGCUCCUGUAAUAGUUCACACACAAACCCUUCCUUCACAGGUAGUGGGUCUGUGUCUGCAUCAGCUAGGAUUUUUUCCCCAAGGCCUGGUGCUGGUGAAAUGACAUGGGUGAAGGAAUUGUUGAGUACCUCUGCCUUUUCACCCUUGCUGGUGAUUCAUUAAUCCUUCCUGUUAAACAGCAGGCAAAUACUUUCCUUUUGUCUCUGCUUGUUUACAUACCUGUCCUGGUUUCAGCUGGCAUAGAAUUUAUUUUCUUCCUAGUAGCUGGCAGAGUGUCAUGUUUUAAAUUGGUAUGAGAAUAAUGUUGAUUACACCCUAAUGUUUUAGUUCUUUCUAAGUUGUGUUUGCCCUACAUCAAAAACUUUUCAGUGUCCCAUACUCUGCCAGUGAGAAGGUCCACAAGAAGUGAGAGAGCAUGGCCAGGACAGCUGACCCCAGCUGGUCAAAGGGAUAUUCCAUACCACAGAAGGCCCUGCUCAGUACAUGAACUGGGGAGGAGGAGAGGGGCAGCUGGGAGGGACCUCUUGCUGCUUGGGGGUGGACUGAGGUCAGUGGGUGGUAACCAGUUGUUUUGUGUAAUUCCUUGUAUUUCUUGGCUUUUGUUCUCUCUUCUUUUCCCAUUUUCAUUUUACUUUAUUUGAUUUCAAUCAUUAAACUUUUCCAAUCUCAGCCCAUGGGCUUUAUCUUUGUUCUGAUACUGCUCUCUGUUCCAUUGGGGUGGGUGUAUGCAAGAUACUUCGCUAUGGUCUAAGCCAUCAUAGUACCUGAAGAACACUUUCUUGUAGUUUUUGACAUUUCUGACAAAUUUCCAUUUGACCUGAGGUUUUGCUGUUCUAACUGCAUCUCUGCACACACUCUUGCAAUGCCCUUGUGCUCACUUGGAUGUUAUCCUGAGCCCAGAAGAAGGUUCACAGAGAACUGGACAAGAUAUUUGGUAAGUUUUCCAUUCCUUCUUUAUCAAAAUUGAAGAAAUUGAGAUAGGAAUGCACUGUGUGGCCAUUAUAGGGUUUUAAGUAGCUAGAGGUAGCUGGGAUGGGUGCUGGAGUAUCUGCAGGAGAGAGUACUGAGAAGGUUCCCCUUCUAAAAGGGAAAGGGUAAGGUUUCUCUCUCUCUCUCUUUUUUUUUAUCCUUCUGGUAAAGCAAUUAUAGGCAGCCACCUAUUUGCUGUUGUUUUGAUCCUUCUUCCUUUCUCUUUUUUUCUUAGGAGGAUAUCACGUAUUGAAUGGCACGAAUAUUCCUGCUAUAACUUGUAGCCUACUGGGAUUUUCCCUGACCUGGAGGAAUUUAGUUCUGAGCGGUUCUUCUCUGAAUAUUUUAAGGAAAAGCACCUGUAUGGUUUCCAAAUAUUUAAUGUUGUUGAUACUUUGUAUGUAUACAUCACUUCGUAACAGACAUUUCUGGUCUCGUUAGGGGGUGAUGUGAAGGACAUUUCACUCCUAUUUUCCCUUUCAGUCUUGUAAUUGUUUCAUGGUAGGCUUUUCAGCUGAGUGUAGGUGUCAUGGUGUCAGUAGCAGGGCUGCUGCUGGCGUGGCCUCUGAAAAAAUGCUAGAGAGUAGAACACAGUUCCUGCUGGCUCCACUCUGGCUCCACUGCAGGACAUAGCUGAGCUCAGUGGCACUUUAGAGAAAAAAUAUUUACAAGUGUUCAAAAAAAUGGUAAACAGAGGAGUGUGGGAAGGGAAAAGAGAGGAAAACAGCAGUGCAAACACCAAGGUUGUUGAAGGAGGAGGAGGCAGUGCUCCAGGCUCCAGAGCAGAGAUUCCUCAGCAGCAUGUGGAGAAAACAUGCUGAAGCAGGAGAAAAGAAUGAGGAGGGAGCAGCAGAGAGGAACUCUUGUCUUUGUUUCUAACUUUGUCAUUAUGUGUUUUAUUUGUCUAUAAAUUAAAUUGAAUUUCUGAAGUUGGGUCUGUUUUGUCCAUGAUGGUAACCAAUAACCAAUCUUCCAGUCUAUUUUGGGUCCUGUUGAGGGAAGGGAAUGAAUGGGUGAGUGUCUGACUGCUGGCUGAGGCUAACCCACCAUAGCCUCUAAGAGUCUGUAUAGCUAUGACUGUGUUAUGUGCAGGCAUAUCAAAUGUGGACAAAAACUUCCUAGUGCAAAUACUGAUACCAAAUCUUCCAUGCUGCAAAAAUGCAGGAAGCAGAUUUGUAGUGCUGUGCUUCUGUGGCCCUCAAGUUUUUCCCUGGUCUUAAACUGUCUGUUUAUUCAUUCUUCAUGACCUCUGGCUCACUUCAUGUAGUGUGUUGCAUGCUGCUAAAUGCUUUCUUUAAACUUUCUGGAGUUUAGCAAGGAGGAGGCCCUGUUCAAUCUAGCUAAAUCACAGAGAAGUGGGUGGAAUCUUCACUUGUGACCUUGGACAAGUUGUGAUCAUCCAGCUUGGGAGUGUCCUCUUUCCUUGACACUUUGAUGACUAGAUAUAGGUGUGGUGCUUUGGUAGCUACUUAGUGUUGUCUGUUAGUUAUGCCAACAUCACUGACACCUUAUCAGAAUUGCUUUGCAGCAAUAGUCUGUGUUCUGGGGCAUGAGUAGUGGUCUCCGUUAUUGUAAGUCAUGUUGUUAUCCUGGUAGGGAAGAUUAUGGUUUCUUAGGAGGCAGGCUUUUGUAUUCUGUUGGAGAUAAUUCAUUCAUGCAAGAUACCCUGUAGUGAAGGAUCCCUGGUGAUGGUUACGGAACAAAGCAGUUGCUGCUGUACAGUGAACACUAGGUUGCAGAAACCAAGCAAGGUAUGCUUGAUGGAGGUGGCAUCAAACCAAUGGAUCUGUCUCUGAAAAACAGUUGUGAUCUCUGUCUCACAAAUGCUGUUGAUCUCCUUUACCUGUGUGUGAAAGAGUCCACAGAAGAAUUUGAAGCUGGAGUCUUCCUCAGGAUUUGUUCUUGAAAGCCUAGAUUUUUUUGCAUGAAUCUAUAGUAGCCUAGUUUGGGCAUGAAAUUUAGUAUCAAGCCCUAAAAUUCCUCUCUGAGGACUGGGGAGAUCUUCUGUCAGAACAGGUAAAUAUGUUUCCACUUAGGCAAGAGGCUGAAUAAGAGCAGGUUUGUGCUGUAACAAGCAUUUAUAAAAGCAAAGAUUCAUUAGCCAGUGGAGCGGUCCACUGAAAAUCCAGUACUGAACAAAUAGCUCUCUGAGUAAAAAGGAAAUGCUGAUCACAAUCUGGCAGAAAACUCAUUUCCUACAGAACAUCCUUUAAAUUUUGUUAUGAUUCCAAUUCUUGGUAAUGUAAUUAGGCCUCAAAGGUGCUAGACCUCUCAUUUCUUGUUUCUUGAGUAUAUAUCUUAUGUAUGUCUCAUUCCAGUGUUUCUGCUGCCUUUUAUCAACAUCAUCACCAUUGCCAGCUGCUGGUAGGAUGUUGCAGUGUUUGCUAUGCAGUAUUCCCUCCCGCUUUCCCAAUGCCUUUCCACCUUCUCCUUGCUGUUUAACAAGUUUUUUUUAGUUUUCAGUGUUUGUUUUUUUUUUUCCUGUAGAAGGAAUAAUCAGCAGUUAGAAGUAAAGGUUUUUUACUCAGAAGCACAAAUAGUCACUUCAUCUAAUUAUUGGUCCAAUGAGGGCAACAAACUUCAAAACUUUUUGCAAGCAUGAGAGUAUAAGUAUACAACUCUUCUCCAUGUUAAAAAGACAAAAGGUGAGUCUCUUCAUCCUGUGUACUUGCUUCCUUCCUCAAAAGUCACCUGAACAAAGGAGGGGACUUGAUGAUUAUGUAACUUGCCUAUGUGUUUGCAAGACUGGGUAUAUAUCUCCUGCUGUCACAAACCAUUGCAAACAUACAGUGGCAAGAGUAGCAAAGUUCAUUUCCAGCUGUUUACUGUGCAGAAAAUAUAAUAGUCAGCAUUUGUGAUAAAGUCUCUGCUGGGUGAUUGCAAGAACAAAAUGCCAAAAUUUACCCCCCCACUUAUGCCAAGGGUCACAGAAAACUUACUUAACUUCUGAUGUUCUGAGCUUUCUGUUUGUUUUUUAUCUUAGUUGUUUUGUUUAUGCUGUUUGUUGAUUUGCCAAAAAUGCUUGUGCAAUCAUUUUUGGUACAAAGCAAAGAGGAUAACAUAAAUAACAUUUGUGCUUUAUUUGAGUGGUGAAGUUUUGUGAAUUUGCUGUGAGCCAUGCUGCCUCUACCAAAAUUCUGUUUGACCAAAAGGUUUCUGAGCACCCACUUUUAGAAACAGAUGCUCAGUAGUCCUGCAGCAGUGAGAAGAGGCCCUGGAUCCUCCUGAGGCAGGAGGGGCAGCAGUGCAUUUGGUGGGCUUGGUGCUGUGUCUACCCUACUGUGUUACUGCUUUGCAAGUUGGGGCACAGGUGCGGGUGCUGCCUGUUGUUUUACUGGCACCCUGUGCCUGAGCAUUUCAACAGCGAGAGAUCAUUAAAGGCCAUUUGAGCUGAGAAGCAUCAGUGUGCUUUGCAGUGCUGCUGUUGAUCAGGGGUCUUUAUGGGCUUUGGUUUUCAUAACCCCUUGCACCAUCAACCCAGCUGGAAAAAUUAUUCUUCAUCUGGCCCUUUGGUCAUCGUGUUGGACAGCACUGCAGCAGCUCUCUAUGGACAAAUGGUGUUGAGCACCUGAGAACAGAUUGACAAAGAUGAUGUAUUGCAUUUUAUUUCUUUUUGCUAGGGUCAGGAUUAAAUGUGCAAGACGGGAUGAAAUCUGUGAGACAAUUUCUUGUUUGGACUUAGAUAUUUAUUAAUUUUUAUUUAUAUUACAUUUUUAUAAACUAUGAAUUCUACAGUAUCUUAAGCUAACAAGGUAAAAAUGGAGAUGUAUUUCUUUUUCUGCAAGGUCUUUUAAGGGUUAACUAUUUAAUUAAGAAAUGAUACCUAAAUUAUUUUUAUUUUUAACCUAAUAACCAACCACUUGUGGCCUGCAAUGUGGACUUUUCUAUCUAAUCAAACAAAAAUACUUAGACCCAUGAAGAAGAAAGUGAAGAAGACAAACUUCUGGCUGAAAACUUCUGUUUUGUUUUACACUUAUUAUUAUAUUCUAAUACUUUAAAUUUUCCAUGUGAUAUUACACACUUCAAUUCAAACUAUAAUCUCAUAAUCUUAGUUUUAUCAUUUAAUUUUCGAAGCCUUCUCUAUGGUCUUUGGUCAAAAGUUGUGUUUUUUUGGAGUCAGUGCCUGUCAGCACAGAAAGGCUAAAAUUCUCAGUUUUAGGGUUCUAACAAUGAUAUUGAGAAAACUCAUCUGUCCCAAAUCAGCAAAAAGGUUUUUUCUUGAUGGUGCUUUGUUUUUUUCCUGCUGAGGUAUUGCAUGGGCCUGCAAAGAAGGCCCUCACUUGGAGGACAGGAAAGUAGUUCCUCACUGUUCCCUCUGACUUCCUGCCGCUAGGAAAUGCUAGCAGCCAGUCCUCUCCAUAUUAGUUUUUUUUAAACUCUGAUUAUUUUCCUGGCAAGAAGCUACGCCAGUGGCCUUUGCGGUAGCUCCGCCUCCUGCUCUUCUAGCCAACUUUUCUGCCCACUUAGCUUACUGCAGCUGCAGUGCCGGGUACAGGCAGCACCAGUUUCACAGCAGGGAUCUAUGCUCAGAGCUGGAGGCUGAGAGGUCAUGAUGGAGCUCGUGGAAGCAUUCUCAGGGCGAUCACAGCUGCUGCCCUGGGGAGCUGGGGUCGUUGCUCUGCUUUUGACAAUUGUGACUGUGUGGUCCCUGCCCUCGCUGAUGGAGUACUGGAGGCGAUGGCGGAUGAUGAAGUCCAUCCCGGGUAUCAGCCCCUGCUAUCCUGUGCUGGGAAAUGCCCCACUCUUGGAGCGCAACGGAGAAGAUUUUUUUAAACAGCUACAGCAUUAUGCUGAAGAGUUCAGAAGCUGGCCAUUGUUCAAACUUUGGAUAGGACCAUUGCCUGUCAUGGUUUUAUAUCACCCUGACAGUGUGGAGGUUAUCCUGAACAGUUCAAAACAUAUAGAAAAAUCAUACCUGUACAAAUUCCUGCAUCCAUGGCUGGGCACUGGACUUCUGACAAGCACUGGAGAUAAGUGGCGGUCACGGAGGAAGAUGAUAACUCCCACAUUCCACUUCGCAAUCUUGAAUGACUUUCUAGAGGUUAUGAAUGAACAAGGAAAUAUUUUGGUGAAUAAACUUGAGAAGCAUGUUGACAAGGAGCCAUUUAAUGUGUUUAUGGACAUCACUCUGUGUGCCCUUGAUAUAAUUUGUGAAACAGCGAUGGGCAGAAAUGUGGGUGCCCAGAAGAAUAAGGAUUCUGACUAUGUUACUGCUAUCUACAGGAUGGGUGAUCUAAUCCAACGGCGACAGAUGAGCCCUUGGCUUUGGCCUGAUUUUUUAUACAAAUUGUUUAAAGAAGGAAGAGAGCACGAGAGGAACCUCAACAUCCUUCACAAUUUUACAGAUACAGUCAUUGCAGAAAAAGCUGAAGAACUUAAAAACACCAAACAAACGAAACAUGAUAAUGAUGCCAACUGUGAAGAAAGUGGUUCCAAAAAGAGAAAAGCAUUCCUGGACAUGCUGCUGAAUGCAACAGAUGAUGAAGGGAAUAAAUUGAGCUACAGGGACAUUCGUGAGGAAGUGGAUACUUUUAUGUUUGAGGGCCAUGACACAACAGCAGCUGCUAUGAACUGGGUCUUGUACUUGCUUGGACAUAACCCGGAAGUUCAGAAGAAGGUUCAAAGGGAAUUGGACGAGGUGUUUGACAAUACUGAACGUUCUGUUACAAUGGACGAUUUGAAGAAUCUUCGAUACCUUGAAUGUGUUGUGAAAGAAGCUCUUCGCCUCUUCCCUUCAGUUCCCAUGUUUGCCCGUACCUUGAGAGAGGAUUGCUGUAUUAAGGGACAUCAGAUACCAAGAGGUGCAAAUGUCCUUGUUUUAACUUAUGCCCUGCAUAGAGAUCCUGAGAUCUUCCCUGACCCAGAGGAGUUCAGGCCUGAGCGAUUCCUCCCUGAAAAUAGUAAGGGAAGGCACCCAUACGCUUAUGUGCCCUUCUCCGCUGGUCCCAGGAACUGCAUUGGUCAGCGCUUUGCACAAAUCGAGGAGAAAGCUCUUCUAGCCCUCAUCCUGCGGCGCUUUUGGGUGGAAUCAUGUCAAAAGCCAGAAGAGCUUGGUUUAUGUGGAGAAUUGAUUCUUCGUCCAAAUAACGGCGUCUGGGUUAAACUGAGGAGGAGACCAAAGGCUGGAUCAGAAUGAAAGGAAUUUCAAGUGUUUACUUCCAGAAGUUUUCAAUCUAUUUAGGCUGAGACGUAUUUUGAAAUCAAAUAUUUUGGCGUCAACCCAGCAAUUUGUUGAAACUAUUUGUUACUGUUUUGUUAAAAAAGAUGUAGUAAUAGCUCUAGUUGCCCUACUUAUAUAGUGCUUGUGAACUCCAUGUUAAUCUUUGAAAUGCAAGUCUUUAAAACUUAAGUUUUAGUGCCUUAUCUGCUCAGAUGAAGCUAUUCUAUUGGCACAGUGCCACAAAAACUUUAGCUACGGUAAUGACAACAUCUAUGCCUGUGAUGGAGUGAUCAGCUUACAUGCCAUAGCAUUUUCCAAGUAGCUGGAAGUCUCAAGUAUUUUUAAGGUUUUCAGGUUUCUUUGGUUCUGAAAAACCAAAUAAUAUGAUAAUCCUUCUUGGCACAACAUUUUUUUUUGGUGAUGACUGCCUCUGUAAAGAUCAAGCAAAGAUCUCAAUUUCACUCCUCCUUGGUAAACAUUUACAAUAGUUUCUAAGAAGGAAGUGCUCUGAUUUUUUUUUAUUUUUUAAGCGAACUAUACCAAAAACAUUAAUCUGCAUAACCAUAGCAGGAAUGAGACAGUAUGCAAAUUAAACACAGGAUUUCAUAAUGACAGAAGCAAUGUAUUAUUACAAACUUUUACAAUAAACUUCUACUAUGCCUCAA